AUGGGUCCCAUGCGUCCGCUCUCUGUCGCCGGCGUCGUCGCCAUCGCUUCCGCAGCUCGUCGCGUUCGCGACCCCAGCCCGUCGCCUUCGAUCCGCCCGUCGCCUUCACUCCCCCCCCGUCGCCCCUACUCCCCCCCCUCCCCCCGCUCCGUUGCCUUCAUUUCCCCCUCCCGUCGCCUUCACUUCCCCCUCUCGUCGCCUUCACUUCUCCCCCUCCCGUCGCCUUCACUUCCCCCCCGGAGUGUUCGCCUUCAUUUCCCCCCAUCCUGUCGCCUUCACUUCCCCCCCGGAGUGUUCGCCUUCACUUCCCCCCCUCCCGUCGCCUUCACUUCCCUCCCUCCCGUCGCCUUCUCUUCCCCCCCUCCUGUCGCCUUCUCUUCCCCUUCCCGUCGCCUUCACUUCCCCUUCCUGUCGCCUUCACUUUCCCUUCCCGUCGCCUUCACUUCCCCUUCCCGUCGCCUUCUCUUCCCCUUCCCGUUGCCUUCUCUUCCCCUUCCCGUCGCCUUCUCUUCCCCUUCCCGUCGCCUUCUCUUCCCCUUCCCGUCGCCUUCUCUUCCCCUUCUCGUCGCCUUCUCUUCCCCCUCCCGUCGCCUUCAAUUCCCCCUUCCGUCUGCUUCAAUUCCCCCUUCCGUCGCCUUCACUUCUCCCCCCCGAUGCCUUCAAUUCCCCCUCCGGUCGCCUUCCCCGCAUGCCGCACUCGCUUUCCCGCCCUUCACACUUGCUUCCCCACCCGUCGCCUUCACUUCCCCUUCCAUUGCCUUUCGCUCUCUCCUGCUCACUCUCCCUGCUCACUCUCUUUCCCACUGCUCACUCUCUUCCCCCCUGCCCACUCUUUUCCCCACCCUUCACUCUCUCCUCUCCUGUUCACCCCGUGUUCUCACCCCUCUUUCCCCCUUCACUCAACCGUUCCCCCCUGCUCAACCUCUUUCCCCCUGCUCUCUCUCUCUCUAA
Messenger RNA from Closterium sp. NIES-65, 951 nucleotides. The record is from the annotation of a GenBank genome assembly. NCBI's taxonomy places the organism in Eukaryota, Viridiplantae, Streptophyta, Zygnematophyceae, Desmidiales, Closteriaceae.